GCUCAAGGCACAUCGAUAACGUCCGCAUCUUCAUCCACCCUAGGCACUAGCCAUCCGUACCAAACGACCAAUACACCCAGCAGUCUCGCCAAGUACAUGUAUACAGACAGUAACCUUACGCAAUCCCUCAAUGGCCAAUGUCCACCCUCUGCCUCACAAAUUCAGGGCAUUUCGGAGGCUGACCCGUCCAGACCUUCUACUGCCACUUUACCCUUGGAGACAUCAAACCUGGACCCGCCUCCCGUGAGGAUUCUCCCAUUUUCCAGACCGCUCAUGAAGAGGACACACACAAUCGCCACGACCGGCAUCCCCGCUGGGAAUGUGGCAGCAUUUGGAAGCACAGGUGAAUAUCUGCAACUGUCUACACCAUAUCCAGAACUAGCCCCUCUGUCUUCUGCCGCAAACAAGACACAACCUUGCCCCUCAACGAACCUCCCAACUCAAGCUGAAACUCCCCGAAUCACCGUCCUGAAGUACUCGAACCCAGCCGCACAACUCCCAGCCCCAGCAGCUAACCCAGGCGGGUCCCAGCCAGUCCCUAAAGUUCCCAUGCCCCCUUUGCCCUCCUAUCCAGGCCUCAUCGCAGCCCCGAGCAACGGGCAGCCAAUUACCUCCUGUGACCAGCACCAGAAGCACUAUUCUCUCGAAUCAGCUAUAAACAACAUCCCCACCACCACAACAGCCGAAGCCACGCAGCAAGAGCCACCCCGGGGGAAACAACUGCUGCUGCUGCAGAACAUACCACUCCCAACCCCGGAAGAUCUCGCAUCAUAUGGUUCAGCAUCCACAACCGAGCGCAUGCAGCUCGUCGAGUCCUGGAUCUGUCGCCACGUAGAAGAUGACGCCUUUCUCAAGCUCUGUGAAGACGUAGAGGGUAUAUGGCAGCGAAUGAAGUUGGGGGUGAGCAAAGGAGGUACGUGAUUUGGGCUGGUGGGUCUUUCCCCGUGUACCUUCCUAUUCUUGUUUCCUGUUUGAACGGAAUUCGCGCGAUAAUUGCGAGGUUUCCUUGAUUCUUUCUCUCUUGCUUUCAUCUCACAGCGGAGUUCUUGCCUUGAAGUAUGAAAUGCCCCGAUAUUUCCGUUUCUUUGUUUCCUUGUUGCUGCCUUUUUUUUUCUUUUGCGUCACAGGUCCUCAAGUUGUGAAGGGAAUAUCUUGUUUGAUCUCACCAUGUUACCGCCGACUAGGGCAAGGAGUAAUAGGAAGAAG
Molecule: messenger RNA, 1206 nt
Organism: Aspergillus japonicus CBS 114.51
Lineage: Eukaryota; Fungi; Ascomycota; Eurotiomycetes; Eurotiales; Aspergillaceae
Exons: 2
Coding region: 97-921 (274 amino acids)
Source: RefSeq, a predicted model, not a curated record